UGGGAAAGGAGCUGCAGGGAGUGGGAGGGCUCGCAGUCCACACCCACAUUGGUGACGGGCACAGGCAGGGGUGGGGAUCUCACAGCUGGCUCUGCACGGAGCCCCAGUUAGCCAUGCAACCCCCGAAGUCACUCAACCAGGCAGGGAGAUCAGGCCCAUCCCUGCAUUCCCCAAAGCCGGGACAAAGACCAGGCACCCACAGCUCAGACCUGCGUGGGAAGCCAGGAGAGAUGCUGGGGAGAGGCGGGAGCCAGAGCAUCAGAGGCUGCAGGCAGGGGGCCUGUGGGUGGCACAGGGAGUGUCUAGGGCACUCUGCCUAGGGCACUUGCCUGGCAUGCCCUAAACACAGGUAAACUGAGGCACAGAGGAGCCGAGGUACUGAGAGGCUCCAGCCCUGGACGUGGGGCGGGCACCACCCCAUGCCAGCUUGUCCCUGAGAAGCAGGGGCUGAGUUUCCAGGGAGGCUGAGGCCUGGUUGGUGACAGAGGCCACAUCCCAGGCAUCCUGAGCUGGUCAGCUCGUGGGUGGUGCUGCCCGGCAGGCAGCUCACCUGAGCCUGCAGGGGCUGCUCCCUGCCCCAACCCUCCAGCCUGGGAGUUAAUAAUUAGGGCCCAGCAGGCUGGAGGAGAUAGGGGCCCCCAGGCACCGCCCUGGGCCACUCCUGUGAGGACAGAUAGCAAAGGUUGCCAAGGCGCCAGGCGCCCCUACUGCCCAACAUGGCCACCUCCGAGGAGCCCCCUGGGUGCCCUGCACGCGGCUCCUGCCCUGUGUUCCUGGCCCUGAGCUCGGGCAGUGUCCGCUAUGCCCCCGCCCGCCUGUGCCCCGUGCUGGAAGGGAACUCGAGAGAGGAGUCCUGGGGCGCUGAGAGUCUGCCGCAGACGGACAAGGGCUUCCCGCCACCCCUUGUGGCUGUCCCAGGGUCCUGGAAGGACGUGGGCCCCUGCCAAGGCCACAGGGAGGCCUCAGGACCCCUGGCUCAGGCUGCUGUGGAAGGGGAGACUCUGGGCGAAGAGGCCCCAGCUACCACCGAGCUGGAUGUUUCGCGCCUGCGCAGCUCCUCCAUGGAGAUCCGCGAGAAGGGCUCGGAGUUCCUGCGGGAGGAACUACGGAGAGCCCAGAAGGAGCUUCAGCUGAAGGACGCAGAGUGUGCACGGCUGUGUCGCAUCCGGGAGCAGCUGGAGCGCGAGCUGGAGGAGCUGACGGCCAGCCUAUUCGAGGAGGCCCACAAGAUGGUGCGGGAGGCCAAUACCAAGCAGGCAGCAUCAGAGAAGCAGCUAAAGGAGGCUCGGGGCAAGAUUGACAUGCUGCAGGCAGAGGUCACCGCCCUGAAGACCCUGGUCAUCACAUCCACCCCAGCCUCCCCCAACCGCGAGCUCCACCCACAGCUGCUGAGCCCCACCAAAGCUGGGCCCCGCAAGAUGCAUGCGCGGCACAAGAGCACCAGCAGCGCCCCGUGCCCUGCCCUAUGCCCUGCUGCUGGGCAGGGCCUGGCACAGGACAAGGAGGGCAGGGAGCCCGGCCUCGCCCCCCUCCUCUCCCUGCUCCUCUGCGUGCUCCCCAGCAAGGCCGCCCACCUCACCUACGAGCCGGCCUGGCCUCCCCAGCCGGGGGUGCCUGCGCCUGCUGCCGCCUCCUGUCUCUCCUUUGCACGGCAGGUGGACAUGACACUGUUUGCAGAGUUCCAGGCCUGGAGGGCAGCGCCCACACUGGACAAGGCCUGCCCCUUCCUGGACAGAGUCUACCGUGAGGACGUGGGCCCCUGCCUGGACUUUACCAUGCACGAGCUCUCUGCACUGGUGCGGGGCGCCGUGGAGGACAACACACUCACCAUUGAGCCCGUGGCAUCGCACAUGCAGCCCAACACCAGGGCUGCAGCUGUGGAAGGCAGUCACACCAGCACCUGUGCCCUGAGUGGGCUGACCAGCCCUUGCCGCCACCGCAUCCGGCUUGGGGACUCUGAGAGCCACUACUAUAUCUCGGCGUCCUCACGGGCCAGGAUCACCGCGGUAUGCAACUUCUUCACCUACAUUCGCUACAUCCAGCAAGGCCUGGUGCGGCAGGAUGUGGAGCCGAUGUUCUGGGAGGUCAUGAGGCUGAGGAAGGAGAUGUCGCUGGCCAAGCUGGGCUUCUUCCUCCAGGAGGCCUAGGCACAGCCUUAGGAUGCAGACAGCCAGCCUCGAGCCAGAGCCGCAAGGACACAUGGGCAGGAAGGAGAUGGGCCUUCCACACCCUGCUGGGCCGGCCCCAAGGGAGAAUUCAAGGCAGCACCCAAGACCCAGGCCCUUGGAGCCCUGGAGGAGCCUGGGUGCCUCAUGCCCUCAGGGAAGGAUAGUUCAGAGGCAGGACCUCCAGGGCUCUCAGCUCCGCCCAGAACCCUGCCCACCUCAGCACCUCCCCACUGCAGCCCCGGGUACUGGGGCAGCCUCUUCCCGAAGGGACGCCAAGGGGAUUUGGGUGCCACCUGCACCUCCUCAAAGUCGGCAGCAACUGGUCCCACGCUGGCCACCCUGCCACACCGUGCUCCUCCUGGGCUGGAAUGCGCCCAGCCCUGUCUAAUAAAGGCGGCUUUGUUGGUGGG
Molecule: messenger RNA, 2578 nt
Organism: Cavia porcellus (domestic guinea pig)
Lineage: Eukaryota; Metazoa; Chordata; Mammalia; Rodentia; Caviidae
Gene: Rab3il1
Product: RAB3A interacting protein like 1
Exons: 11
Coding region: 717-2147 (476 amino acids)
Biological process (GO): exocytosis
Cellular component (GO): Golgi to plasma membrane transport vesicle
Molecular function (GO): guanyl-nucleotide exchange factor activity
Source: RefSeq, a predicted model, not a curated record